Messenger RNA from Photinus pyralis (common eastern firefly), 3009 nucleotides. Its product is annotated as nephrin-like. The record is from RefSeq and is a predicted model, not a curated record. Lineage: Eukaryota; Metazoa; Arthropoda; Insecta; Coleoptera; Lampyridae. The coding region runs from base 1 to 2784 and encodes 927 amino acids. Gene Ontology annotation, molecular function: protein binding. The transcript has 14 exons.
AUGUCGAAACGCCAAUUUAGCCCACUCGAGAUCAUAGCUUACAACGAAGUGCUGGGAGUGUUAGUUACGUACGCGGACGAUGUCAAAAUAGUGGUGGUGGACACGGGUCUAAGUGAAGCGUUAGUGAAAGUGGGGCAUACUGCAACCAAUAUACAAACUUGGUUUGGGGGGAAUGGGUUUAAAGUUGUCCAGACGGUGUACGCAGUAGAAGCCGUGAAGGGUGGCGUCGCCAAAUUGCCUUGUGAUAUAACACCAUCUGUUCCAAAUGAUAAAAUGCAAAUUGUAAUAUGGUACAAAGAAGGAAGUGCACGGAAACCGUCGCCUAUUUACACAUUUGAUUCUCGAGAUAAACCACUAGAACAGGGUAAACAUUGGGCCGACGAAUCAAUUUUAGGCGGCCGAGCUUUUUUUAGACACAAUGAACAUCCGUCCAAAUUAACUAUUGACAUCGUUAAAGAUGCAGACGCUGGAGUGUACUUGUGCAGAGUUGAUUUUCAGCGGACGCCUACGAGAAAUGCGAAAGUCAACCUGACUAUUAUCAUUCCCCCUGAAAAAUUAAGAAUUUUAGAUGAGAGAGGGAUGCAUAUGUCUCAUUACGUUCUUGGUCCUUAUAAUGAAGGCGUUUCUGCCAACAUAACAUGUGUGGCAACAGGAGGACGCCCUCCUCCGAAAGUUACUUGGUGGCUAGAUAAUGCCUUGUUAGACGAUUCAUGCGAAUAUCUUUCCGAAAAACGUGUUAGGAAUAUUUUGCAUUUGGAGCGACUUCAAAGGAGACACCUGCACUCAGUUUUUACGUGCCAAGCUUCAAAUAACAAUCUCAUAACGCCUAUCACCAGUUCAGUAACGCUUGAUAUGAAUUUGCGACCUCUUUGGGUAAAACUGCUGGGUGAAAACAGGCCUCUUUCCGCCGAAAAUACAUACGAGUUAAGUUGCGAGGUUAUUGGUUCUCGUCCUGCUCCUACAAUAACAUGGUGGAAAGGAAGCAUUCAAAUGAUUAACACUAGAGAAACAUCGAGUCCGGAUGGUAAUACAACGACAAGCGUAUUGACGUUUGUGCCUUCUAUAGAAGAUGCCGGAAAAUACUUAUCGUGCCGCGGUCAGCAACAACUUAUUGCCGAUAGCGGAAUUGAGGACGGUUGGAGAUUGGACAUACAUCACGUGCCACUAGUGACGUUGGAGUUGGGAAGUAACUUAAACGGAAGUACAAUUCGUGAAGGGGUAGACGUUUAUUUUGAAUGCAACAUUAAAUCCAAUCCCUGGGUAUAUAGGGUUAGUUGGAGGCAUAACGGAAAGGUUCUGCAUAACAAUCCCACCUCGGGGACAAUAGUGAGUAACCAGAGUUUGGUUUUACAAAGCGUAACGAGAAAUAGAGCGGGACACUAUACUUGUGUUGGGAGCAACCAGGAGGGCGAUGGCGAAAGUAAUUCCGUACAGCUCGACGUUAAAUUUGCACCUGUAUGCAAACUCGGACAAACGAAAUCGUAUGGAAUUGCCAGACUGGAAGUGGCGGAAAUUCGUUGCGAACUAGAAGCGAAUCCCACAGAUAUUCAAUUCGUUUGGAAAUUUAAUAACACCGAUAACAAUGCUCUAAUUGUGGAGCUUCCGCAAAAUUUAGUUACGUCUGACCGUUCGCGUAGUAUAUUAUCGUAUAAACCGGCGGCAGAAUACGACUACGGGACUUUACUCUGUAGCGGAAGAAAUGAAAUAGGAGAGCAAAAAGAGCCCUGCGUAUUUUACGUAAAUCCUGCUGGUAAACCUGACGCUCUUUCAAAUUGUUCCAUUCAAAAUCAGACUACAGAAUCCAUAUUUGUUGAAUGCGUUGAAGGAUUUGACGGUGGUUUGCAGCAAGAAUUUAUUAUGGAAAUCUACAACGUUCAACAGCAUAAAUUGGUAAGCAGUGUCUCAUCCAAAAGUCCAAUAUUUGUUGUCGGAGGAUUGGAAUCUGGCAAUGAUUUUGAUGUUCAACUCUACGCUUCCAAUAAAAAGGGAAAGAGCGCCACCGUACAUUUACCUGCGUCCACCUUAAAAUCGGCAGAGAAGCACAUUUCCGCUUCUACAUCUGUGCCACUCCACAUAAGUCCAUUAUUGGGCGCCUUAAUUGGAAUUGUCGCAGCCCUCAUGCUAAUAGCAAUUACCGUUAUAAUUGUAAUUCGCUUGCGACACUGCGGAAAUGAACGCGAACUUAAGACGUACGAUGACGAGGGUUUAUCCUUGUCAGUCACGCAAUGUACAACCAAUGGAGCGGAUAAGGGCAACAUUGAGACCAACGGCGAAAUGAAUGGAAGUAUGGAAAGCUUAGAAGAAAAGAAUCCAGACAUUAUCCCCCAUAACAACGCGGAGGAGUUUUUUGAGGACGAUAAACAGGGUUAUAUAUUAAUUAACAACGGCCCUGUUUGUACGUAUCCUAGAUUUCAAGCGCCCGUUGUUAUAGUAGGGCAAAAUAGUCACUAUGAUGAGUAUAGGACGUCGGAUCAGAAUGAAGAGCAGUUCACUCAGCUUUCUAUACCUAAUCGAGGGGUGCCUUAUAUCAUAUACAACAAACCAGCGCCUAAUAAUGCGUUAUACCGACAGGAGGCGAUUGUGUAUGGUGGAAGAGAACCCUCUACUCAAGUACUACCGUGUUUGCAGCCUCUCAGCCCUCCAUAUACGUUAUCAACCUUACAAAGGAAGCAACGUCAAGUAGUGCAUCCACACGUAUCUUGCUCCAUGCAAAAUGAGCCAAUAACGAUAAAUGAUAGUGGUAGUGACCCUAUCCUGUCAAGGACACAGAUGGACCCGUGUUAAGAACUGAUCUCGCACUGCAUGGCCCCCCUCCCUUGUCGUUUGAUACGUUAUGUUAAAGAGAAUUUUAUUACUAUUUCUGUUGAUUAUGUUUUAAACAUUACUUAUUUAAUCAUAUUUGUUGACAAUAAAAUUAAAUGUAAAUGUUCGAUACAAAUUUUCAUGUUGUUAAUAUUUUAUAAGAUUUUGUAAAUGGAGAUAUAAAUUUUAUAUUAAAUAUAAAAUAAC